Messenger RNA from Rubroshorea leprosula, 1486 nucleotides. The record is from the annotation of a GenBank genome assembly. Lineage: Eukaryota; Viridiplantae; Streptophyta; Magnoliopsida; Malvales; Dipterocarpaceae.
AGCUGUUCAACGUAUGGUUCCGGAGCAAAAUAAUGAACAAAUUAGAGCUGAAAAUAAAAGGUACGUUGAAUUUGCUUUGGAAAUGAUGAACUUAAAGCCAUCAUUUGCCAGAAAGUUAAACCCAUCUGGGUUAAGCCCAAUGCAUCUUGCUGUGCAAAAUGAUCAAACUUUAGUGGUACGGACGCUCCUAAAAGUCGACAAAGAUCUAGCUCGUGUCAAAGGCAAGGCUGGUCAGACCCCUUUGCAUUUUGCAGCAGACCAUGAAGCACUGGAUCUUUUAGUAGAGUUUCUGGAGGCAUGCCCUGAAUGCAUCACAGAUGUGAACAUACACGGCCAGACUGCUUUCCAGGUUGCUGUAAAAAACGGACGCUAUGAAGCUGCAAAACUCUUGGCUUCUUGGAUUUGCAGGAGUACCCACAAAAAUAGCACAACUUGGGAAAGGGUAGUGUUGAAUGGGGAGGACACUGAAGGAAACACCGUAUUGCAUAUAGCUGCACAAAAUAAUGAUCCCCAGAUGGUGAGUUUGUUAUUAAAAUUCAAUGUCUCCAAGAACAAGUUAAAUUUGAAGGGGCAAACAGCUCUAGAUAUAUCAGAAGGUCAGAAUAACGGCAGAGAGACUAGGGAUGUUCUUGGUCGGGCUAAAUGUCGGAAUGCUUCAGCUAUUCCUCCACGUCCAACCUUAGCCCAGUCAUUGAGAUCUACGGAGUUCUCACUCGAGGAAGUAUUAUUAAGGGAUGUGAAACGUCAGCUUAACAAAUUUUCGAAUGAAUCGCUCAAUGCUUUGCUGGUAGUAUAUGCCCUGAUCGUUACAACCACCUACCAAGCCUGCCUUACCCCUCCGGGGGGUUUUACACAGGAAAACAAUAUUCCUGGUAAUUUUACACAGGGAAACAUUACUAAUUUCUACAACAUCUCUUUAACAGAUCAAGAACAGUCUGUUGGGGUAUCAGUCCUGGACCCAGGUGUUUUUAAUUUUUUCUAUUUAGCCAACAGUCUCACUUUUGGUUUUACAGUUUUCACAAUGAUAGCACUCCUCCUCCUAACAGAUGCAGUAAAUGGCACGGUGAAUGCCAUGUUGAGCUACCCUUUACUUGUAUUACUCUUUAUCUGCUAUUCCAUCAGUGUGUUGACCAUAUCUCCAACUGACAACUGGAGUUAUUUUAUUCUUCCUUUCCUUGCUCCGACUUUCCCUUUGAAUUUAUUUUUGGCUAGGAAAUUGUACUACUUUAACGUUGCAGCAUGGAGAAAUAAUUUUCAUUAGUCAAAGAUGCAAUGAGCUCUCAAUUACAAUUUCAUGUGGGAAUAAACUUAUAUAUUUAAGUCAAUUACAUUUUGUUUAAGAUGUAAUAGCUAGCUAGACUCAUUAUUUUACAGCUUAAUUGAUACUAUUCUGAAUGUUAGAUGUAAGCUUUAAUUUUUGACAUGCUUUAUAGCUGUUAAUUAAUUUUAAACAUUAUAAUUUGAUUAAUAAAAAAAUUUAUCUUUU